AUCUGUCAUUGUAUAAAUAUAACAAGUGAACGAAAUAAACAUACUGAUGCAUCAGGAUUACACUGCUCGGAACGAUUAGUUUUUUCUUUGAGAUCGUCUGCACUACUGUCCUCGCAAAUUGCUUUUGUAUUAGCCCAUUCUCCUGAUUGAUGGUUUGUUCCGCACUUUAGAUGCAGACUUAAGCGUCCGCCGGAAAAUGAUAACAAUACCACGGCACCUGCUGCUGAUUAUGUUGGCUCAUAGCAUCUGCUAUCAUAACAUCGAAGCUAGCACGCAUUGGCUGUUGAAUAACGAUGGACAAAUUAUACCGCAGCUCACUUCACCAUUUUAUCUGCGUAGGUCGUACGAUUUAAUCGCCUUCCUUAAUCAAAACGUCUACAAGCAGAAAAUAGAUCUGAUCAUAAGUGAACUGUUGGCAAUCAAAUCGAAUCUCACCGCGAAGAUGAACAAUUUGGAUGCAUACACGAAUGAUCUCACGAACAAGAUUGGCUGCAUACCAAAUUUUUAUUUGGAUGAAUCGGAUAUCCUAAGUACGAUUAUCAACAUGAAUUACAUAAAUAGGAUCAUGGUUCCGGAGAGAGGAUCGGCAGCAUCUGGGGCUAUCAGUUCCAAAGCGACUGCCAUCAAGGGAAAAUUGCCUUCUCCGAAAUGUGGUGAUUAUAUGAAAAUGAAUUUCAGUGUGGCUAGUUUCGAUCACCUGGAAGGCGUUGCGAACCGAAGCUUUCUGAAAAUGGCUCCGGAGGACAUGUUCAAAUCUUUGGAGUACUACAUACCCUCAGUCAAAUCACCACAGGUUCUGGCAGAGGACUUGCGGAAAAACGUUAAUUCCUGGAAGUAUCACACGAUAGCCUCGUACUACUGGCGAAAGAAAGGCAACGCGCGGGAGGCGAUGGAAUGCGCUCGUCGUGCGGUCGUUCUAGCGCCACGAAAGUACAAAGACAUCCCGCUGCUUAGCAUGGGAACUAUCUUGCAACGGUCGCAGUAUGUGAACGACUCACUGGUGGUGCUCCGGGCGGCCGUUGAUCACGAACCGAACGAACCGGAAAACCAAAUGGCCCUCGGAAACACCUAUAUGCUACUGUCCGAGUUCAACCGGUCGUUCGAGGCGUACCGGGCGGCCGAAAGCUUGGACUCGGUGUACGCCGAGCACAACGACUACAUCCGGAAGUCGAUCAAUUGCUUCAAGGAUCUGAAGAUCAAUCUGCUCACGAUGGAGAGGCUACUACAGGACAUUAUCCCGGGCCUAGAACAGUAUGGUUCCCUCCAGAAAGAGUUCGACGAGUAUCACGAAAAGCUGGAUAGGGAACAGGCUCCGCUGAAGACGCGCGUGUUUGACGAAGCGUACAGCAAACAGGUCGACUUUCUGAUUCAGCGCAGUCAAAUCUGCACGACGCGGAUGACGAAAGAGAGAAGCGAACCGAUUCUAUCCUGUGAUUUCAUCUCGGACGUGCAGAUGCUGAUGGAAGACUUUGCAGUCGAGAUCCUGAACAACUACGUGGACCUGAAGAAGGAGCUGAUCAAUACGUACAAAAUCAACUCGCUCGGGAUCUACAAGAAGAUAUUUGUUGAACACUUCUAAGUGACAAGCACGUGCAAUCAUUGGGCUCCUGCUUUGAAGCAUAUUUUUUUAAGAAUAGUCACACUACUAUUUUUAUUAAUUGUUAAACAAUGAAAAACGUUCGUACAAAGAAAUAAAAAAAAAAACAGAUUCUGAAAUGUACAGCACAAUCAACUCAAGCAUUCAGGUGCCUUGUUUUCUAAUGAGAUUAAGCCCAGCGAUUGCCAGUUGUUGUUGAGGGGUUUCAACUUGUAGUGUUUCUUCUCUCUGUUGCCACCUGAACGAACGGAAACCGUACAGCAGUUCACCUAUUUUGCUGGUAUCGCGUUGUUGUCCCGAUGGAAUUUACCUAGCAGCUAUUCGGUAAGCUGCUGUCUCGUGACUCUCGGAACUGGCAAGGGACCUCGUUUGGUAGGCUUUGCGUAAUUGGAGCGUCCAGAAGAGACGAUUGUCGGGGCGCUUGUUUCUAUCAGC
Malaya genurostris is the source of this 2032-nucleotide messenger RNA. Its product is annotated as tetratricopeptide repeat protein 17. Lineage: Eukaryota; Metazoa; Arthropoda; Insecta; Diptera; Culicidae. The record is from RefSeq and is a predicted model, not a curated record. The transcript has 4 exons. Gene Ontology annotation, molecular function: protein binding. Gene Ontology annotation, biological process: actin filament polymerization. Gene Ontology annotation, cellular component: actin cytoskeleton; cytoplasm. The coding region runs from base 197 to 1579 and encodes 460 amino acids.